AUGCCCACCGACACUGCUAACAAGUCAAAAGGCAAGCGCCGCUCCACCAGCCAAAGCGCCUCGCCCCCCCCCUCCAAGCGGAUCCGUACUGUCAAUUGGAACAAGGAUGUUGGCACAGAUGGGAACUCUGCCAAGUACCAUCUUGUGCAGUGGCUUAUCAUGCGCAGUGGCCGUUCCAUGAAAAGCAAUUUUGAGUGUUUGAAGACAUCGCCCAAAGGCGGCAAUGGGGGUCGCGCCAACCUUCACAAGGGUGCGAUUCAGUACCUCAUCCUCUUGUUGAGAAAGAGUUACACUGAGGCCUUGCAGUUCAAGAACAGCACUGGGGCUGGACAGCUUGAUGGGGAGGAGCGAAACAGCGGCGUCCUUAAGAGGUGCCAGUACUUCGAUGACCUGAACAAAGUGCUAUUCCACCAAGCGGCUUCCAUGCCGAAGAACGGCGCUGAUACCCUCAGCAUGGGCGACACGGACCCUUCUUCUGUUCAACUUGACCUCAUCAUGCGAAACAUCAUUGGGAGGGAUGAUGACGCUGAGGGCAUCGAGAAAGAGGAUGACAAGGACGAGGAUGACAGGGAGGAGGAGGACAAGAAUGACAGGGAGGAGGAUGACAAUGUUGAUGAGGAUGGGGAUGGAGAGGAACACCCUCCAAUUGCUGUCAUCGCGACUCCAGCUCGCCGAUCUGUUGCAUGCAGUCAUAGGGCAGCUAACACUCCCAAGACCCCUCUCAGUCUUCAUCAUAAGUCUGCUGGUGAGGGAAUGACUGCGGACGAUGAGAUGGAGAGCCUGCAGAAGAUUGCCGAGGAGCACGCCCAGCGCCGCCACGAUGAGGUGAUCCGGUUGGAGAAAAAGAAGAUGGAGGCUGAGAGAGAGAGGUUCGAGCUCGAGAAGAAGAAGGCGGAGGUCGAGAAGAAGAAGGCGGAGGUUGAGAUGAAGAAGGCGGAGCAAGAGGUGUCGGCCUCUAAGCUCGAGAUGUGGCACAAGCACGUGUUGUUUAACAUGGAGAGACGAGGUCUGACGUAUGAGGCGGCCGCGGCUGAUGCAAGCCCGAUGAUGCCUUCCUUCUUGAGCUAG
This is a messenger RNA of Cryptococcus amylolentus CBS 6039, 1068 nucleotides long. RefSeq lists its product as hypothetical. Lineage: Eukaryota; Fungi; Basidiomycota; Tremellomycetes; Tremellales; Cryptococcaceae. Bases 1 to 1068 code for a protein of 355 amino acids. The transcript has 4 exons. The record is from RefSeq and is a predicted model, not a curated record.